Molecule: messenger RNA, 428 nt
Organism: Suillus discolor
Lineage: Eukaryota; Fungi; Basidiomycota; Agaricomycetes; Boletales; Suillaceae
Exons: 1
Coding region: 93-341 (82 amino acids)
Biological process (GO): amino acid transmembrane transport
Cellular component (GO): membrane
Molecular function (GO): amino acid transmembrane transporter activity
Source: RefSeq, a predicted model, not a curated record
GAGCCAACAUCUCCUCGAGUCGUCUAUUGACAUCUCCAGUUGUCAUUGUGGACUUGCUUGGUAUACAAUUUUUCGGAGAAUCGGAGUUUUGGAUGAGUGGCCUGAAGAUCGUAUUCCUCGUGGGUUUGGUUCUUCCUGGCAUUAUUGCCGAUCUUGGAGGAAACCCAAAACAUGAUCGCAUUGGAUUCCGAUACUGGCGCCAACCAAACGGACCCAUGGGCAACUGCAUCGUCUACCCGGUGCACAAUGAUCAAUUCGCGGUCUUUCUUGGAUUCUGGAGCAAGUUAACCACUACGGUGCUUGCACACAUCGGGAGCGAUUUGGUUGCGGUUACGGCUUGAGAGGCACAGAACCUGAGGAAAAUGACUCCCAGAGCUAUCAAGUCCACAUUUAUUCGUAUCUUCGUGUUCUAUAUCGGUGGAUAUCUG